Molecule: messenger RNA, 393 nt
Organism: Cherax quadricarinatus
Lineage: Eukaryota; Metazoa; Arthropoda; Malacostraca; Decapoda; Parastacidae
Gene: kermit
Product: PDZ domain-containing protein GIPC-like protein kermit
Molecular function (GO): protein binding
Source: RefSeq, a predicted model, not a curated record
AUGGUUUCACCCACAUGGCAUUUCUCCGGCUUCACAAAUGUCAAGGAACUUUACCAAAAGAUCGCAGAGUGCUACGAUAUUCCAUCUGAGGAUAUUUUGUUCUGCACGCUCAACACACACAAAGUCGACAUGACCAAACUUUUAGGGGGACAGAUUGGCUUAGACGACUUCAUAUUUGCACACCGAAAAGGUAGACCGAAGGAGGUGGAGAUCACCAAGACAGAGGACGCCCUCGGCCUCACCAUCACCGAUAAUGGAGCCGGCUACGCCUUCAUCAAGAGGAUCAAGGAAGAUUCCGUUAUAGACAGAAUCAAACACAUAGAGGUUAGUGCUCCUCUCAUUCCAGCUGUUGCUGCUGCUUUGUUACGUUUAAUUUAGCUUCUCCAUUAUAGA